AUGGCACAGGUAACCCUAUUAUCGUACAAAAUACUGGUGCUCUCGUGGAUAACAGCGCAGCGACAGCUCAUACACGACAGGACAGCCUCACGCACUUCAUGGGACACAAGCUAUGAUUUUAUUAUAGUGGGCGCCGGCGGGUCAGGUGCUGUCUUGGCUAAUAAACUGGCCGAAUGCCGGUCAGUGCGGGUGCUGUUGUUGGAGGCGGGAGGCGCUCAAAACGCUAUUUACAAUGAUAUUCCCGGUAUGAUUGGCGGCAUAUAUCCCCUCAAUAUCAAUAUAUGGCGAUAUUAUAACGAACCGCACGAUAAUUAUGGCCAGUCCUUUGCCGGCGGUCGCGUACCCGACCAGAGGGGCAAAACGCUAGGCGGCAGUACCGCACACAACGCCAUGUACUACAAUCGGGGUAAUCGUCGCGGUUAUGACGAGUGGGCCAAUACGUACGGCGCCGUCGGUUGGAGUUAUAGGGAUCUGUUGCCGCUGUUUAUAGGGUUUGAAAACAACACAAACCCAACGAUUGUGCGAAAUGAGCCCCAAUAUCACGGGACUAGUGGUCCGAUUCAGGUCUCGUCGCCCAAAAAUCCCGAUAAGAUAUUAGAAGUGCAACAUAAAGUGGUGAAUGAACUUGGUUAUAGGGAUACCGACAUUAAUGGUCGCACUCAGGCUGGAUAUAUGCUUAUGGAAAACUAUAUCACAGCACAAGGGCUGAGAAGUGAUACCGGAACUGCUUAUGUUGAUCCCAACCCAUAUCCAGAUAACCUGCAUAUAGUGUGCAAAGCUUUGGCCACUAAAGUGCUGUUCAAUGGGUUGACAGCCAUUGGCGUCGAGUUUAUAGUGAAUGACAUCUCGUAUACGGUUUACGCCAACAGAGAAGUCAUUGUUUCCGGCGCCAUUGGCGUCGAGUUUAUAGUGAAUGACAUCUCGUAUACGGUUUACGCCAACAGAGAAGUCAUUGUUUCCGGCGGUCCAAUAAAUAGUCCACAACUAUUGAUGUUGUCGGGUGUGGGCCCAAGACAGCACUUAAACAGCUUUGGCAUACCGGUGGUACUGGACCUACCAGUCGGUGACAACUAUCACAAUCACCCUAAUGUGGAACUGGAUGUGCCAUUAAAGCCCCAGUAUUCAUAUCUAGUCAACGAAGUGCCACAAUUCAAUGUACAACAAUUGAGCCAGCUAUAUUACCAAAAUAGUGGUGUACAGUCACAAUAUCCCGUGUCCGUAUUGUAUUAUAGCACUCAAUUAAACCGAGACAAACAGUGGCCAAAUGUAGAGCUCCAGUCUACUGACCCCCUGUUGCCCCCACUCAUUGACCCCAACUGGUUGUCAGACCCGGAGGACCAGGUUAAUAUAUUGGAUGCCGUGAGAAUGCAGUUUUAUUUGCUCGAGCGCACACAACUGGCCAAAUAUUUACAGCCAAUGACAUCGUUUGCCGAUAUCGGGUGUCCGGUAUGUCCGGGAAAAUACAUGUAUGAGUGCUCGGAGGGACUGAAGUGCUAUAUUAGGAUAAACUCGUUGUCGUCUUAUCAUCCGGCGGGCAGUUGUCGUAUGGGAGCGAUAGAGAGGCCGGACGUUGUGGUCGACCCCCAGUUGAGGGUUAAGGGGGCCAACAAUCUAAGGGUUUGCGAUUCGUCUAUUUUCCCGGUCCUCCCGAACGGCAACACUGCGGCCGCCUCUAUAGUGGUUGGCUAUAAAUGCGCGCAAUUUAUUAAAGAGUAUUACAAUCUAAUUAAUUAA
Medioppia subpectinata is the source of this 1734-nucleotide messenger RNA. The record is from the annotation of a GenBank genome assembly. Lineage: Eukaryota; Metazoa; Arthropoda; Arachnida; Sarcoptiformes; Oppiidae.